This is a messenger RNA of Aureobasidium melanogenum CBS 110374, 798 nucleotides long. RefSeq lists its product as uncharacterized. Bases 1 to 798 code for a protein of 265 amino acids. Lineage: Eukaryota; Fungi; Ascomycota; Dothideomycetes; Dothideales; Saccotheciaceae. The record is from RefSeq and is a predicted model, not a curated record. The transcript has a single exon.
AUGGUUACGCAGAUAGUCGACGGCCGUAGACAGCGUGGAAUCUUCAUCCAGCGUCCUGGGACAACUUACUUCCACAUCAUCUGGAAUUCACUUUGGGGUGACACGGCUGACGCAUCGGGUCGGAGUUCCAUAAUUCGAGAUUCUACUGUCAGAGAUAGGCUUGAUCGAAACGACCAGCCACCAACUUAUGAGCCCGUGGAAUUCAAAGAGCAUUGGAUCAACACAGGCAGUGGAGUCUGGCGUAGGAAGCUUGAGCACUGGCAUUCAACACAAUGGGGCAUCAACACACACAAACAAGUCGACAAGUCAUCUGGACCAGAUCCCAAUCCAAACCUGACAUUUACCUGUAAAAGAAUGCCGAGACAGCCAAAAGACCGCACAGAAGCCGCCCUCGAUACUAUCUGCAGAAAUAUCGCGCUGAACCUGCUUUUCCACCAGCGAAGACACAAGUGUACCUGCGACCUUCGCUUCCUGCGUCUCGGCCGCGUGGAUUUGGCUUUCAACGAUCCUGCUGCACAUCGAUGCUCAGACAGGACUCUGCGUAUCGAGCAGAUACUACCCGGAAAGACCGUGAUUGAUUGGAUCCAUUUGCACGAUGCGCUGUGCUACUGCUGCUGCUUCUCUUCUGGAGUCAAUUGGCCCACUCAUCUCUCCAGUCCACAACCGAACCACGAUGACCAGGGCGCCAGUGGCAAUCUCCGCAAAGCAACACACUACAGGCGUGUAAAAGAUCCAACCGGAGUGCUGCGCAGAUCGAGCAACAAUACACUGGGUGUUGUGUAUUGGUUGUGGAGAUGA